AAAGAGAAGAGAAGACAAGAGAAGAGAGAGAGAGAGAGAGGGAGGUGUAAAUCUGAAGAAACCAAACAGCGUGCAACGGGCUGAAGCAUCCCAUCAUCAUCACCAUCAUCAUACUCUCUCUCUCUCUCUCUCUUCUCUUGUUUAUAGACACACAUGUAUAUCAGAGAGGAGUUGAUGAAUAAAGCUAGAAAGGAGAGGAGUUGGGCUACACUCUGCUUUUUUUAGUUUUUCUUUCUUUCUCUUCCUUUUCUGAAGGGGUAAAAAUGGCUGACGAUUUCUGUUUAUGCAUCAGGGAUACUAUAAUUACGAAGGCUCCAAAGAAACCCUCGUUGGUGUUGAGAAUGAUUGUCUUGACAUUUGCAAUGCUAUGUGGUCUUUAUAUCUGCUCAAUCUGUCUAAAGCAAAUCAGUACCCGCACAAAUUUUGGAUUGCUAAAUGUUCAAGUGAUCCAAAGACCGUGUGAGCCACCUAUUAUAGAAACAUGGGAAAAACUUUAUGUGCAUUACCCGCAACCCAAAACUUUUAGCAGGGAUGAGUGUAAAUGCAACCCGGUGAGAUAUUUUGCCAUUCUCUCUACUCAGAGAUCCGGGAGUGGAUGGUUUGAGACAUUAUUAAAUAGUCAUAUAAACGUAAGCUCCAAUGGAGAGAUUUUCUCUGUAAAAGUCCGGAGGACUAAUAUCUCAACAAUAGUCGAAACUUUGGAUAAAAUCUACAAUCUUGACUGGUUGACCAGUGCUUCCAAGAAUGAGUGCACCGCUGCAGUUGGCUUGAAAUGGAUGCUUAAUCAGGGUUUAAUGCAGCAUCAUGAAGAAAUUGUAGAAUAUUUCAAUACCAAGGGCGUUUCAUUGAUUUUUCUCUUCAGAAGAAAUCUUCUGCGCAGGAUGAUUUCAAUUCUUGCAAACUCUUACGAUCAAAAUGCGAAGCCACUGAAUGGAACACAUAAAUCUCAUGUGCAUUCAUCCCAUGAGGCAGAAAUACUUGCAAGUUAUAAACCUACAAUCGAUACAACACUGCUGAUCCCCAAUCUGAGGCAAGUAGAGGAAAUGACUGCCAAAGCUUUAGAAUACUUCAAGAGCACCCAACACAUUAUCCUAUACUACGAGGACAUAAUAAAAAAUUCCACCAAAUUGAAGGAUGUCCAAGAUUUUCUGAGGGUUCCACAGAGGGAUCUGAAGAGUCAGCAAGUGAAGAUACACAAAGGUUCAUUGUCCCAACACGUUGAGAACUGGGAUGAUAUCCAGAGGGCACUCAACGGAACGCCAUAUGAAAGCUUCCUCCAUUCAGAUUAUAACAUGUAAAACUUGCGUGCGCCCCACUGUAUAUAGCACAUUUAACCUAAUUCUUUAUUUUUUUUAGGGGUAGGAACCGAUAGUACACCCACCAACCUUGCUGAAAUUUUAGCCACAGCACUUGCCUGUUGCUUCCAUGCUGUGAUUGCUUUCUCUGAAUUUGAUUCACCUUUCUUUUCUUUUUUUUUCUUUGUGAGGGAUAAACAUUGUAGUUGAACUGAUCUAAAAAUAGGAAGAGAUUUCACCUGGCAA
Molecule: messenger RNA, 1541 nt
Organism: Camellia sinensis
Lineage: Eukaryota; Viridiplantae; Streptophyta; Magnoliopsida; Ericales; Theaceae
Source: RefSeq, a predicted model, not a curated record